Molecule: messenger RNA, 2588 nt
Organism: Thunnus maccoyii (southern bluefin tuna)
Lineage: Eukaryota; Metazoa; Chordata; Actinopteri; Scombriformes; Scombridae
Gene: mettl15
Product: methyltransferase like 15
Exons: 6
Coding region: 256-1446 (396 amino acids)
Biological process (GO): rRNA base methylation
Molecular function (GO): rRNA (cytosine-N4-)-methyltransferase activity
Source: RefSeq, a predicted model, not a curated record
UUGCUAACUUUCUUCACACCAAACAUGUGCUUUUGUGUGCUAAUACAGCAGCAACAACAUACACUUAAUCACACGCGUUUGGUAAAUAUAUGUUGAGUAUAACUACUUUGCUAACAGCUACCAAUCUAGUGAUGAAGAAAGUUAUGCUCAUGACCUUCUACCCACUUCUAGCCUAAUAGCUAACAGCCAAGUAGCCAUGGCAAUGAUGAGAGACGAGGACCCCCUUAAGUAAAUAAUAUCAUAUUAUAUGAAGUGAUGACACAGAUCAUUAUAAGGAUCAUGACGUUCCAUUUGUAUUUGCGCUUCAACCCAAUGUUACGGAAAACAAAUCUGGCUCUGUGGAGAUUCUGGAGGUCAUGGAAAUUAAGUCUGCACUCUUCUACAGUUUGUGCAUCUUCUGGUCCUGGUCCUUUGGACAGAUCAGACGAACUGUCUUCUGUUUCAGCUGAAAAGCCUCCUCACACACCUGUCAUGCUAAAAGAGGUGCUUCAUUACUUGGACAUCCACCCAGGUCAGGUGGUCCUGGACAUGACAUUUGGCGGUGGUGGUCAUACCAAAGCAAUACUGAAUAUGGUUCCUGAAGUCACAGUGCUGGCCUUAGACCGAGAUCCUACAGCCAUUUCUCUGGCCCAGCAGUUGGCCAAGGAACACUCUGGCCGUGUGAAACCAUUGCUUGGACGAUUCAGCGAGCUUGAAGCCCUGCUGUCUAACAUGAACAUUAAGCCAGGCAGCAUUGAUGCUGUCCUGUUGGAUGCUGGCUGCUCCUCCAUGCAGAUGGACCAGGGAGAGAGAGGCUUCGCCCUCAGCAAGGAUGGGCCCUUGGAUAUGAGAAUGGAUGGAGAGAGGUACCCCGACAUGCCCUGCGCUGCUGACGUUGUGAAUACCUUAGAUCAACAGGCUCUUGCAUCCAUCCUCACUGCAUAUGGGGAAGAGAGACACGCCAGGAAAAUAGCUUCAGCCAUUGUGGAGGCACGCCGUGUCAACCCCAUCACCCGGACACAGCAGCUGGCCAGCGUGGUGGCAGGAUCGUUUCCUGCAGCUGUUGUCUAUGCACGUAAGGACCGUCUCCACCGAUCUGCACAUGUGGCCACUAAGACUUUCCAAGCUCUGCGCAUCUUUGUGAAUGAUGAGCUGAACGAACUACACGCAGGUCUGCGUGCUGCCCAGGUAACACUGAGACCUGGAGGACGUCUCUGCGUAAUUACCUUUCAUUCACUAGAAGACAGACUGGUCAAACGUUUCCUCCAGGGAGACGACUUAUCUAAUCUAGAUCAGUAUCACUUCAGCCCGAAGAAACAAGGCAACGGGAAGCAAAAACUGGUGGAAAAAAGAGCAAGUGUUUAUUGGCUUCCUGUGCAAAGAAAAGUGAUCAAGCCAGAGAAGGAAGAUGUACAAGAGAACCCUCGAGGACGCUCCGCAAAGCUCAGGGCAGCACUCAGACGUUAAUUACGUCACACCAAGGAUUUUGUGUCUUAUCAUCAGAAAAUUUGGACUUAUUUAAGAACAACUGUUUACACUGAAUACUUGAUGCAAGUGAAGCAAAAGUUAUACCUGCAUUUAUGCAGUAAUUUGCUUGCGGCGGAUGCUACUAUGUUGUUUGUUUUUUUCUGUAAUUGUUAGUUUUCUUGUGUAUGUGUGUGUGUGUGUGUGUGUGUGUACUCAGCUACACUAAAAAUUACGUUUUUUACAGUUUCUAAUUUAAAGCCUGCCUCUGCGGAUACCCAGGGUUCAAUUCCUGGUAGCGGCACCUUCAGCUUGGUCUUGUGUUGCAAUGAGCACAGUUGGCCGCGUUUGCUGGUGGGAAGCCAGUGAGGGUUGUCUUCAUCAAACACUGUACUGGUGAUUUCUACUGGUUGGAGCACUGCCAGUGGGUCGGCUCUGGGAGUGAAAACAUCAGCCUGCUAAAUGGAGCGCUCUCCCAUUGAAGCUCAUUACUGGCAAAAGCGGCUGGUGACACCAUAUGUCACAGAUGUAGCACGUGUCUGUCUGCAGUGACGAGGACUGCAGUGCAUAGAAAACUGGACGUUACAAUUUGGACAAAAUGGAGAAUAAAAACAAAGCAAAAAAAAAAGAAAAACUCAAAGUUCCACUUACUAGCUUUCAGAGCUUUCAACUGCAUUUCAUAGCAGUCAUUCAGCGAGUGGAGCUGACUCAGAGAGAAAUUUGCAUAUUUAGGUCACUUGAUGACAGCUGACUCAGCUCUAUUCAUUUAAUAUAGACCACAAGUUGGGGUUGAAAGCUAGUAAGUGGGCCUUUGAUACUAGAUUGUUUUGGUACAUGUACUGUUUCCAAAGGUCAAGAAUGAACUUCCAUGUUUUAAAGAACUACAUUUUAAAUCAUGAAAUAAGUAAACCUAAUGAACUAAUUAGAAGAAGUUGAUUAUGUUUACAGUUUAUUACUUUAACUUUGGUUUCCAGAAGAAAUCUCUCAACUUGCCUCAGCACUGAAGACCCUGCCCAAACUCAAGUGAGAGCCACAACUAUGAACACAAAAUUGUAUGACAGCUGGUUUAAGUUUGAGGUUUUACCUAAAAAUAUAAUUGUGAUGAAAACUUUUUAUACCCAAAUAAAAAUACAAGUAUAUGACCA